UGCUGCUUUAAGCCGACGUUACGUCAUCAACAGGCGACAUGGCGGUUUGACUAUUGGUUAUAACAAACGGAAAACGUUGGUGUUGGUACAAAUGCUUGAAAGUUACCUCCUUUUGCUACACUAUCGUGGUUCAACCUGAUCAUCCGCUAAUGAAUCCAGUAAUUAGACGGAGACUUCCUCCGUCUGUGAGGAGUCUUUUGACAGACAUCGGUCCAAAAGAGGAGUGGACUGAGACAGAGCCCGACACAGUCACCAGAGAUGGGGUUCUGCUCCCCUCCAGAGCAGCUGCUUCUGGAAAUGAAGAGUUUCUCUCUCAAGCCAAGACACAAGAUGAAGAGGAUGGCAGUAACGUCAGAAGGAGUGGAGUCUGCAUGAUGUGUAGAUGUAAGCCCUCUUGUUACACCUGCCCUCGAUGUAACCUGCAUUACUGUUGCUUGGCUUGCUACCAGAGUCCAGAUCACUCCGUGUGCUCUGAGGAGUUUUACAAGGAGUCUGUUCUCCAGGAGCUGAAGGAUAUGGGAAAAACAGAAAGUGAAGGGAGAAAUAAAAUGCAGGAGAUUCUUGUGGGACUCGGACGAAAGGCGGAAAAGACAGACGGUGGGAUGGAAAGUUUGUUAAAGGAUGCUGGUAUUAUGGCAGAAGGGGAAGGGGAGGCAACAGAGAAAGUGCAGGUUGUGGAGCUCCUGUCCAGGUUAGCAGAGCUUCAACAGUCUGGGGAAGGGACUGCAACAGAGGUUGAGGCUAUUUUGAGGAAACUUGAAGAGAUCGGAGGAGGGGAGCCGCUGCAUGGAGACAUAGAUGAGGUCGCUGAAGGUGCAGAAGGAGAGCUGGACAUGGCUAACCAGCUCUCAGGGCUGGAUAUUGACAAACUUUCAGAAGAGGAGCUGUGGGAAGUUCUCAACAGUAAAGAGAAAGAGAUGUUUAUGGAUCUAAUGAAGGGUGGAGCUCUUGGUGAGCUGGUUCCCUUAUGGAAGCCGUGGUGGGAGGAGCAUGAGGAGGGAGGGAGAGCACUGGUGGAGGUGCUUGAGGAGGAAGUGAGCCAAUUGGAGAAGGACAAUUCAACAUCUAUGGCUGACCAGGAUAAUAAAGUCAAGACAUCAAGAGGAGUGAUUCAGAAUCAGGGCAAAUCAGAUACAAAAUUGAGAAAGAUUAAAGGAGCAAACAGAAAGGAAACUAGCAAGGGAGGUUCAAGUGUUCCAGGUGUCCCUCCAAUUUCUGCAAAAAUCCCAAAGUUGAUAUCCUUAUGUGCAAAUCCAUCUCCCCUUGUAUGCUAUGGUUUGGUCAAUGCACUUUUUGGCUACACAUUCACCCUCAGCCUGUUUAACAAUGACACUGAUUCACUGAUGUUUGAGUUCUGUGACAUGAUUCUUGCUCUGUCUGAGGCACUGAACUCAAACAGGGUGUUCAACUCUGUCCAAGAAGCCUUAGGCUGUGGAGAAACUCUCAUUUUGGGUGGAGGUUACCUCGACAAGGAGGAUAAACUUGCCCCAGCUAGGGCGGUGGAAGCCGUGGCUCACAUCAUGACCGGCAGAGACGGAAAGGAUGCUACCGGAUACUGCCUGGCAGCCUUGAGUCAGCUUCGCUCGGUGCUCUCCCAGGCCAGAACAGCCCUUUCCAAAGAGGGAGAGGAAGGAGCAAAGAGACAGAAGUACUUCCUGGCAAGCAAGAAGUGUGAAUUCUUUCAAGCCUGGGUGUUGGACAAUGCACACGGGAUUCGUAGACUAGCAAUUGAGUUGUGGAACGAACACAGUAAAGGAGAGAGUGUAAGGAGCAGCAUGGAGAAAGCAAAGACUGUAGUUGAGGAGAGCUUGAAGAAAGACAAGAGCAAAGGGAAUAGUAAGUUAAUUGAAGAACUGAGCUAAGGAAGUUUCUCUUGAACAAAUUGUUUGUAAAUGUUCAUGAUGUAAUAAACAAAUAUGAAUAAA
Messenger RNA from Cottoperca gobio, 1925 nucleotides. RefSeq names its product zinc finger, HIT-type containing 2 (gene znhit2). The transcript is spliced from 2 exons. Lineage: Eukaryota; Metazoa; Chordata; Actinopteri; Perciformes; Bovichtidae. The record is from RefSeq and is a predicted model, not a curated record. Bases 150 to 1862 code for a protein of 570 amino acids.